AGAUAUUUAUGCUUACAAACUCCUACAUUCAUCAGCAGCUUCAUAUUAGCAACAGCAACAAGUUCCGAAUAACACAUUACAAAUUACCACAAAGUUGCUUCGUUUCUCAAGAUUAACGUCACACUUUUAUCGGUCACAAGUACAUCUAAUAUUAAUGAAAAGAGACCAUAUUUUCAUUCCAAAAUAUAAUCCUGUCGUCGGCAGAACUCAGUGGAAAGAUGUAGAUCCAGAUUAUGAUUUUAACCAAGAAAUAGCUAGAUCUGGAUAUGGCGAUAUGCUUCAUGAUUCUGAUCGAAAUCAUAAGUAUCGAUUAGCUAUAGAACAUACCAUUAAACGUCUUAGACAGCAGUAUCCCGAAAAGCCUAUUCACGUGUUGGAUAUCGGGACUGGGACUGGUUUGCUGAGUAUGAUGGCUGUCAAUGCUGGAGCUGACUUAGUUACCGCCUGUGAAUCCUUCCUUCCAAUGGCUAAGUGCGCAAUGAACAUCUUACAAAACAAUGGGUUUAUUGACAAGAUUAAUGUAAUCCCGAAACACUCGACGGAUUUAAUUGUCGGAUUAGAUAUGCCAUACAAAGCUAACGUCUUGGUUGCGGAAUUAUUUGAUACUGAAUUAAUCGGUGAAGGUGCCUUAGAAACGUACAGACAUGCGGCCGAGCACUUGCUGACACCCGAUGCUUCUCUUAUCCCAUGUGCUGCUCAGGUUUAUUUACAGGUUGUUGAAUCUCAAUUUCUUUGGUCUCAUCAUCGUCUAUUUCCAUUUCAAUAUAAAAUUGGUGAUACAACAAUAGAUAUAAACGAGUUUCAGCAUGCAGAAAUUGAAUCAUGUUCAGGACUUCCAUCAACAUUUGAUAUUCAAGUAUCAGAGAUUCAUUUAGAAGAUAAUCAAUCAGUUUCAUGUGACAGGCGGUUGCGGUGUCUUUUGAAGAGUCCUCAACUUGUUAAAUGCUUUAACUUUGGGCCACCCUCAGAUCUUAUUAAAUUAAACGAUGUUUUAGAUUUAGAAUGCACUACUUUUGAAUCUGGCAUUGCACAUGCAUUUAUUGUUUGGUGGUCUUUACAAAUGGAACCUACAAACACAGUCCCACCAAUCAGUGUCGCACCCACUUGGAUAGGAGAUCCUAAUUCUGCUUGGCGAGACCAUUGGAUGCAAGCGGUUUAUUUUCCAAAGACUGCUCACCAUUUAAUCAAAAAUGAGUCAUUUAUAAUCAGAUUUCUUCAUGAUUCAUUGUCCAUGCGAUUUGACAUACUUACGGUACCUAGCCUUAAUUCUAAACGUGAUACUUCUGCAAUCAAUGUCACGGAUGAAAUGUCUUUUUUAUCAUGCUCGUGCGACCUUCAUCGUGUGUGGCCACGAACACGCAUUUCCGAAUUGAAUUCAUCUGAUUACAGAACAUUUUCUACUAAAAUCCUUAACUCUGUCAUUACAGUAUCACAAAAAUACCCAACUUCAUUAUUUAAUGUGUUAGUGGUUUCAGAUUGUACAUAUUUACCUUUUUUACUGGGAAAAAGUUUAAUGAAGCAUGCCAUACAAUCUCAACUAGUUCACUUAGAUACGUCACCAUCUUCGUGUUUACUUUUGGAUCGUAUUUAUAAGUCAUAUUCUUCGUCCUGGUCAAUUAUAGAGAGUUGCCAGUCGAUUGAGCAGGUUUCCUCCAAAAUGACUCACAACACUUGCACAGAAUCUAAAUCAACUGAGUCAACUCUAAUUUUGAUCGGCGAACCAUACAUAAGUUCAGCAAUACUUCCUUGGGAUUCUUUGUACUUUUGGUAUGCCUUUCAGCAUUUGCUUUCACAUAACCCAACCCAUUCAUCUUUGUAUUUAUUUAGCCCUGUUAGACUACGCAUCUAUGCUGUCCUGGUUGACUUCGAAAAUCUUUGGCGGAUACGUUCGCCAGUUGGAUUCACUUGUGAAUCUUUUGAUUUACGCCCUUUUGAUGAGCUAGUUCUAGAUGCGUCAGCUAGAAGUGAUGAAUUAAUUGAACCACACCCCCUCUGGGAAUAUCCUAAUACGGCUAGAUCGGAUGCUUGUGUGAUUUUUGAUAUGAUUCUACCGAACAGCCCGGAUCUGGGUUCAAAUUUUCAGUAUGUUGAUUCUAAAAAGUUAAUUUGUUGUAAACAGAACACUCUAACUGCAGUAUCCUCAUCUGUUAAUGGUAUAGCAUUCUGGUGUGAGUGGCUCUAUAAUACCCCUUCCACACACCAUUCUAGUGAAACUUGGUGGUAUGCACCAGCUGGUCCCGACAAAAUUACGACACCAAAUGAACCUAUUCUUUGGAAAUCUCAUGGAGCACAGCAAGGUGUUUUUCUUUUCCCAUCAAAUUGGAAAACUAAAAUUUCAUCUAAUGAUUUACUACGAAUUUCUGCGUGUAUGGAUUUUGAUAUUUCAACGGGAGUUUUAUCACCUUCAUUUGAAAUAAUAUAAAGAAUUCCUGCCUAUUUUGUUAUAUUUUACUAUUUUUAUCUGAAAUUAAACAGUUUUAUACACUUGUAGCCUUCCGUAAAUUUCCCUAUUUUACGCUGAUAAGACGGCCCUAAAUUAAGCUAUGAAUAUUUAAAACGAUGAAUAACUACGUAGUCAACGACCUAUUAUUUCAUCUCAUCCACAACUGACCACAUAAAAAGUGACACUAAAUCUCUUUUUAUAUUGUUCCUAUCCCUUUGUGUAUAAGUCGAUGUCUCACUGACUCAAUAAUUUCUUAACAACUUCUGUUUUACUUUAUUCAUUGAGUAGGUUUCCGUGAUGGGUUAUUAAUUGACAUUAAAAAAAUAUAACAGUG
Molecule: messenger RNA, 2777 nt
Organism: Schistosoma turkestanicum
Lineage: Eukaryota; Metazoa; Platyhelminthes; Trematoda; Strigeidida; Schistosomatidae
Source: the annotation of a GenBank genome assembly